Molecule: messenger RNA, 1815 nt
Organism: Somion occarium
Lineage: Eukaryota; Fungi; Basidiomycota; Agaricomycetes; Polyporales; Cerrenaceae
Source: the annotation of a GenBank genome assembly
UAUGCACGUUUACCUCUUCGUAAGACGACGCACCGGGGAUACGGUACUAUACUUGAAUUGAACAGGAUGAAUGAUCGUCCUGGAACCCAGGAACCUCCAGGUAGCCUCUACGCAUUCUCUGACAUAACACACCGUCUCUGCAGGGUCUCGUGCAUUCGCAUUUGCAAGAUCAGAUUCUGGGUUGCCGCCGCAAAGGGUGAUUUGGCAUUCUGCGCGGUGUUGAGCUUGGAAUUGAGGGAGACUCAAUAUUUGUACGACAUCCAGGUGAGCGGCAGUUGGGCUUGCAUACAAGGUUUUAGAAGUUCAGACGCCACGUUGUUCAUAUAUAUAAGUCGUAUCCCCAGCGACUACAGAAUGUACCAAAGACGCGGCCGAGGAUCUGGUAACAGUCGUGGUAGAGGUCGCGGUAUCGUUACUGUAUCUGAUCCCUCCAUUGAGCAACCGGUGCCCCGUGACAUCGAUGAAGGAUUGCUUCCUGGUGUAUUGCGUACGCUGUCGAGACCAAGAGAUGUCUUCAAUCGCGAGGUUUCCAUCACGAACUUGGAGUAUCUUGGGUCAUAUAAUUGGGUCGAUGAAGCUCACCCAACCAUUAUAGUUCCAGGAUCGCCACCUAUCUGGAAACAUAGACCUCUUCCAUACCAAGUGCAAGCUGACCGAGGAAUCGCUUUCAUCGACCAGAACGGAUAUCGUCUACCAUCCUCUUGUCUUUUGCCACUGUUCAAAGCCGUGGACGUGGUGGCAGAAGACAACGCGGAUGUUGAUAUCGAUUGGCCAUCGGUAGACUUUGUGACCGAUCGUAAUGGUUUGCGAAAGCUCAUGAGGUGGCUCGACGAUACAGGAGAUGGUGAUCGUCCUCGAGAGUUUCGCAUCGAUCUCCAGCUGGGAGGGAAAGGUACCGUAUUGAUGAGUAGGUGGCAGGAGAAGACUUGGGAGCCUGCUGGCUUCUCCUUUGGGUUCAGCUUCGAGAAGGCGAGCACCAAGGCUGCUGCACGGUGCGAGAGGAGCACCGGUCAUCACCGUAUUGUGCAAUAUGAUUUCGACGGACUGAAGAUGGUGGUCCGCUUUGAAGUCGACGCAUGCAUCGAGACCUUGGCUCCUCAUCCUUCCUCCCGCACAGGCGACGUCGAUGACUUGGCGAGCCAACUAUCAGGCUUGUCAGUAUCAUCGACAUCGUCUCGUGCAGCCGCGAACACGUCCUCUACAUCGGAUGUUGAUAUUCUGCGUGGGGGAAGGCAAGUCCCGCAGAGCAGUAUCAUUGAGUUGACCACACGCUCCGAGAGGAAUGCGGCAACUUUUGACUGGAAGGAACAAUAUCCUCAACUCUAUUUAUCACAAACGAUUCACCAUUUCCUGGCGAUCCAUCAGAGAGGGUAUUUCACUCGCAUCGAGAAGCGCAAGUUAAGCGACAACCAAAUGAAUGACAUCCAUGCAAGGGCUGAAGAGAGCUUCAAGAAGCUUCGAGCAUUACUAGGCACGAUACAGGACCUUGUCAUUGGACAUGGACAGAGAGGGAGAUUGAGCCUUCUGUGUCAGAAUGGUGAGCUGCAGGUUCGGGAGAGGGAAAGUCAAGACAGUUUCCUACCUGAUGAGGUAAUGAAACGAUUUGAUUUCUGAUUCGGAUAUUGCAAACGAACAAAUGAUUUGUUUUCUAUGGGCUUCCGAAGAGUUUAUCUGAUGACCGGGAAGGUCACCACGGUACUGUGCAUCCUGGUAACAAUUGUAUCGUACUAAAGUUGCUUGUGUCUCCAAAUUUUGAUCAAAGCAUGGGUGGUGUGUGCUGGCUUCUGUGGCGGCGAUUAAACCAAGUGAGGCUAG